Sporisorium graminicola is the source of this 2337-nucleotide messenger RNA. RefSeq lists its product as uncharacterized. Gene Ontology annotation, biological process: chromatin remodeling; regulation of transcription by RNA polymerase II. Gene Ontology annotation, cellular component: nucleus; nuclear chromosome. Lineage: Eukaryota; Fungi; Basidiomycota; Ustilaginomycetes; Ustilaginales; Ustilaginaceae. The record is from RefSeq and is a predicted model, not a curated record. Bases 1 to 2337 code for a protein of 778 amino acids. Gene Ontology annotation, molecular function: transcription coregulator activity. The transcript has a single exon.
AUGGAUCGUCCACGUCGGUCGGGACGCCAGUCAACCUCGGGUCAUCAGUCACCAGCGCCUCCAGCAACUCCAUCCGGUUCGGCGGUGCCCACAUCUGCGAUGGUUCCUCCCGCUGCGAUGGCGAACGGCACCUCAAAUUCGUCACGGUACCAAGCCUCAACCUACGCCUCGCCAGCUCCAUAUCCACAGCCAUCCGCUUCCCGGCCACAAUUCCACCAGACCCCCUCUGCUUCUGGCAGCAGCUUGAUACAAGCGGGCUCCGCGCUCUUGUCACAGCAGCAUCCACACAUGCAGUCCUCCUCUCAUCCGGCAUUUGUUGCGCCGUCUGGCAUGAUGCAGACAACAGCAGAGCCUCAGGUGGUUAGCCAACUAAGCCUACAGUCUCUGCCGCAUGUCUACUCGAUGGGUCGAGGUGCCGCGCCGAUUGCGCCCGCUACGCCUUCAGCGCCGCCACGUCCCUGCGGCACCGCAGCAUCCGCUCCCACCGUCCCGCAAGCCAUGUACAGCACCUUCCCAGCACGCAUCAAGGCGGGAACCACCAAUCUCCUCCAGUCUGUACCAUCGUCAGAGUGGUAUGACACCUCUGGGAAACCGCUCGAUCCAUUCAGCACCCCGGCUCACGAUUUGUCCCAUAGCGGCGCCACUCCCUACCGUUCUUCGCGGGUCAGCGGGCGCAGGCGUGCUGCUGCGGGAUUCAUCCGCUACGCCGAAGCCGGCAGCUCGGACGAUGAGUUUGAGGAGGAUGUCGGGACCGAAGAUGAAGCUGGCUCUCGCGGCGUCAAGCGCGGUCUCGACGACGAAGCCGAGGAAGACUCGUCGCGCGCCUACCUUGGUCUGCCCCCACCCGCGUCCAAAAUGAUCGCCAAGCGCGUCUACCACCGCACCAACCACGUCUAUCAUAACGAUGACGAUCUUGCUCGCCAAGCAGGGCGAAACGAGAUUCUGGUGCCAAUCAAGAUCGAUCUGGAAGCAGAACAGUACCGCAUCAAGGACUCUUUCACGUGGAACAUGAACGAGCGCCUCAUCUCGCCUCACCAUUUCGCUAAACUCUUGCUCGAAGAUCUGGACAUCCCCGUCGAGCCGUACGCUACCCAGAUCACGAACAUGAUCAACCAGCAAAUUGAAGAUGCCACCGGCGUAGCCGAUAUCGAGAUGGAACCGGCAGCCGGUGGAGUCUGGGCUUCCGCGCGCCUCGGCGGCAAGGAGGGCGAACUGUCGCUCCCCCCAGCCGAACGCGAUCAGUACGACGCUGGCGAAGAAGCCACCAAGGAAGGACGUCCGUGGGACUGGGGCUUAGAACGCACCGACGAGGAGCAGCGGCGAUGGCGCAAACGCAUGGCCAGCCGGCUCGAAGCGGGACAGGGCUUGGGCGAUUUCGAAGACGAUCUGCGCGUGAUCGUCGAUUAUGAAGUGCAGAUCUUGCGCCACCUGCUUCGCGACCGACUCGAGUGGGAUCUGUGUUCACCGCUCACGCCCGAGUCGUUUGCGCGCAAGCUGUGCGACGACCUGGGUCUGUCGGGCGAAGCGCAGGUAUUGAUCGCCAACAGCGUGCGUGAGCAGCUCAUUAAUCACAAACGCGCUGCGCUCGAAUUGGGACUGGUGGGGAGCGGGCGGGUGUUGAAGGAGAAGGAAAAGGAGAUCGAGGCGGCGUGGUCCGAACUGCAUGUCGAGAAGCUCGAGAAGCAGCGCAAGAGGCUUGAGCGGGGUGAGUCGGGGUUGGCGCUUGAGUCGCAGGUGCAGUCGGCGGAUGUGACGGGGGCGAACACGACGCGUGAACCUUCGGUGCAGCCGAGUGCGGCAGGAGGUGAGGAGGAGGAGGUCAAGCCUGCAACUGGUGAGGCAUCCAAGCAAGAGUCACCCGCCGCCACGCAACGGGAAGCGACCGCAGAAGCGGCUGCUACACCGACACAAGAAGAGGACGAAGAAGAUGUCGAGACUCUGCACCUCACUGCCACCGCCACCGCCGCACCCACACGCGAGGGCACCUCGACCCCCGCCAUCCCCGCUACACGCUCCUCGGCACGCAUCUCCAACAUGCUGCUCUCAGACUCCACCACUCAAAAUGGAGCCACGACCCCGAACGCAGCACCCGCCCCGACACUGAGCGCCUCGCAGCGCCUGCACAACGCCACGUACACGGUGCGCGAAAUCCUCAGCCGCGGCCCCCGACCGCUCGACGGCAUCUGGCGAGACUGGCUCGAGUCCAGAGAGUUCGGCCCUCUGCUUGAAAGGCUGAACGACGACGAUCUCGACAAGCUGGAAGAGGCCAAUAUCAGGGCGUCGAGGAGGAACCGCAGGGAGGCGGCUCGUGCGUUUGGCGGACGCCGCCGUCGCUAG